CCGCCUCGUUUCGGCGUGUGCCUGUCUUUCCUCGGCGGGUCCUGGCAGCGGCAGAACAAGCGGGCAGGCGAGGAUGGAGGGCUUGUUGUUGUUCCUGGCGCUGCUGGGCUCGGCGCUGCUCCUGGGCCUGGCGGCGGUGAGCUUCUCCCUGGUGUGGACAUGCUACUACCGCGAGGGUUUGGGCUGGGACGGCGGCGCGCCCGAGUUCAACUGGCACCCCGUCCUCAUGGUCACGGGCUUCAUCUUCGUCCAGGGCCUCGCAAUUAUUGUGUACAGGUUACCAUGGACCUGGAAAUGCAACAAACUCCUGAUGAAAUUGAUCCAUGCUGGGUUAAAUUCUAUUGCUUUCACUCUGGCAGUUAUUUCUUUGGUGGCUGUUUUUGAUUUCCAUAAUGCUAAGAAGAUUCCUAACAUGUACAGCCUGCACAGCUGGAUUGGAUUGACUGCUGUCAUUCUUUACGGUCUGCAGAUUUUUGUAGGCAUUGCAGUCUUCCUGUUUCCUUUUGCUCCUGCUUCUCUUCGGGCAGCCAUUAUGCCAAUACAUGUUUAUUCAGGCCUUUUCCUCUUUGGAACAGUGAUUGCCACAGCGCUCAUGGGAAUUACAGAAAAGCUUAUUUUUUCUUUGAGAAUACCUGAGCCUCGGUACAGCGAUUUUCCAGAUGAAGCUCUUGUUGUCAACACCCUUGGGGUUAUCCUUGUGGUCUUUGGUGUGCUUGUGCUGUGGGUGGUAACAAGGGCACACUGGAAGCGCCCGGCAGAAAACACCUCUAAAUUACAGCAAAAUGUGGGGAGAUUGGAUUAUAAUGAAGAGGGAUUGGUUAUGGCUGAUGAAUCUGCUGUAGAGGCCAACGGUGAGGCCGUAGCUAGAAAACGAAAUCCCAUACUCGAUGAAGCUGGGCAGAGGUCAACCAUGUGAAGAUGAUGGUGGCUGUCAGAGAAGGACAUCUUUCAGUACAGAAAGGACUAUCUUUUGUUCACCCUCAGACAUUCAGCGUGCUAUAUAUUGCUUUCUUAAUGCUGUUUGGAAUUUCCAAAUUGAUUAUACUUGGUUCAGUUUUUUCAAUCCAGAAGAAUCCAUGCUUAUUGUUUGCGUGUUCUUAUUAUAUCCUUGGAUGAAAAGAAACAAAAUUGAAGUGCGACAUGUUAAUUUGACAGGGAGUUGUGUUUGCCUCUGACAAAACUUCACCCUGGUGGUUUUUGCCAGUGAAAUUUUAAAGCGCCUUGUGACUCCCUAAAAUAUUUCUAGAAAGAACAUACUAAAUGAUCAGUAAUGAGAAAUUUCAGAUACUGGAAGAAAGGAAAGCUAAUUUGAGGCAUAGAAGGAGAACAGGGAAAUUUUUGCAUAAAUUUCUCCAAAACCAUUUGUGUAGCAGUGUCGGUACUGCUGACAUCUCUUCAUAUAGUCUUGGUUUAUAUGGGGUUUUAGCCACAUGUUGCUUGGAGCCUCCCCAAGGCUCGCUCAUCUCCUUGCCCUCAAAACAUGAGGGGUCAAAAUAUUGUAUUGAAAAAUGACCAUCAGCAUUUCCCCCUCUCAGCUUCUGUGUAUUUUGCUACAUCUUGAGGCCUUUUUAUACCCUCUCACUUUCCAAAAGGUUCAAAAGUAGUUGUCCACCUCUGGGGUUCAGAAGAUGCCAUUAGCCAUUUUUUGUCAUCCAAAAAUUUAACAAAUACUUUCCAUUGUGGAGACAUGAGUGUGUUGUGUUUCUGCCAACAUUUUAAUUUCCUAAACAAUUUCAUAAAAUUGUUAUUGUAACUUCUAACUCUAAACAUACUGUACAUACAGAUGCCUAUUUUCUCUUAGGUGUCGACAUUUUUUUAAAUUUUGCAGAUCAGUUUCAUAUAAUUCUGUGCACUGGUACUAAGCUUUCAAUACUGCACUAUAUGUUCGCUAGCACUGAUGGCCAGUGCUGUUUUUGCGCAAACUGCAAUAUAGCUUUUGAGACUAAAUGUUCCCUCUGUUUCUGGGACUUCACUGGGGACAAAGCCGUGUUCUCCAGUAACUGCACUCUUAAACUAUUUUUUCAGGAAUGGUGUCACAUAGAAAUAUUAUGGAUGCAUGUUAAGGUAUUACACAUUCUCGUCUACAAUAGGAAAAUGUAAAGCGUAAGUAAAGUAUGACCAUCAGUGUCUAUCAAAGAAUGAAGCACUUGAUGCAAUCACAUUUCAUAUGUAGUUUGACUAGUAAUAUCCCAUUGCAUCAAAUUCUGGUUCUUCCCAAUGAAUUGGAAUUAUCAUACAUUUCAGUGAGUCACUUUUUUUCAGUAUCUUAAAAUUAAUAGUUCUCCCUCUUCUCAAAUUCCUUCCCUUAUCAAACAAUAUGAACCUAACUUCUUUUUUAAUUGAUUAGGAAAGAAGACUGUCCAGUUACUUGGUUUGUUUUUAGGCAGUUACCAAUGCUUUGUGAAUAAAAGGCAUUUUAUGUGUGAGUGUAAGCAUCUUGUAUGUAACCAGGGUGGUUCAGUGUUAUCACUAGAGCCUAGGAAACUUACUUUGGGAACGACAGUUAUCGGAAUCUCCCAGCCAAGCCUGACAUGGGUGGGAGAUUCUGAUAAUUUUUAACGUUUCCAACUUGCCUAUUAUGUUGAUCCUACGUGUAUGUACUUUCUUCUUCAGGCGGCAUUCUGGUUGCAUUUCUCUCCAGCAGUGCCAAAUUUAACAGAUUGAAAAAUAAGAUAUACAGUGCAACUCCUUUUUUCAUUGAUUUGAUAGCCGCAGUUUCACAUAUCCACACUCCAAAAAAUACCUCCCAAAGUGUUUUGAGGCCUGUCUAAAUCCUCCAGUGUGAUUCUGUUAUGAUGUCAGCCUAACUAUAAUCAAAAUGUAUAGUUCUCUAUUAUCUACAGAUUCAGGUAUCUGUAGAGUGUAUGUGUUUGUGGGUUGGAUUGUAUCCCCAGUGGGUUCAGGGGUUGUAAUGUACAGUAUUUUGAGUACAUCAACAGAUAUGAAUUCGCCUUCUAUAGUUUUAACGGUACUAGAAUAAAUGUUUAGGAGCCCCCAGUGGCGCAGUGGGUUAAACCGCUGUGCUGCUGAACUUGCUGAAUGAAAGGUUGGCAGUUUGAAUCUGGGAAGCAAAGUGAGCUCCCGCUGUUAGCCUCAGCUUCUCAUCAGUUUGAAAACAUGCAAAUGUGAGUAGAUCAAUAGGUACCACUAUGGCUGGAAGGUAAUGGCGCUCCAUGCAGUCAUGCCGGCCACAUGACCUUGGAGGUGUCUAUGGACAACGCUGGCUCUUUGACUUAGAAAUGGAGAUGAGCUCCAACCCCCAGACACUACUAGACAAUGUCAGUGGAAAACCUUUACCUUUACCUUAGAAUAAAUACAGAAGAAUAGCCACUUCUGGUUAUCUUGGGCUUGGUGAUCUUGGAUAUUCUCCUAUGCUUUGUUUAGGAAUUCUCAACACUAGAACAACAGCCUUUAUUGAUCUGGCUGUAUAGUUAAGUUGGAAAGUUGUUAGUUAGAGGAGUUAUUUAUUGUCACAAGAGCAACUUAACAGACCUGGCCCUCUAUAGAAAACACCUUCAAAACAAAUGGGAGGGAAUUCUUUUUAUUCCUAAAUGAAAUGUUACCAAAUCUAAAAAUUUAGAGGACAUUAUGUAGUUUUGUAAAAUAAGGGAAAACUAGUCCGAAGUGACACUGAAUCAUUGUGGUUUUGAUAAAUCUGGAGUUUCAAAAUAGCUUCAGUUUUAACAGCAUCAUGUAAACUGCAAAAGUUACAAUUUUCAGGAAAGACUGGCUGUUCUUAGUUCUGUGUGUAAUUUGGCACGAGGCAUAGAAGAGAAAUGUAGGGAGGAAUGUCAAAUGUUGUAAGUGUAAUCGCCAGGGUCUACUGCUACACACAGGCAAAUGUGAUUUGUAAAAAAAAAAAAAAGUAACUGCAAAUUGGGGGCCAAACCUGCCAUUCAUGUGUCUUUUCCACUAUUUCACCUACUUUGUCUAUUUCAAAAUGGUUUGAACCUGUUCUUUAAAAAAACUUUUAUAUCCGUUUCAAAACACUUCUAUUCUCGUGAAUGCCAAUGGAAAUCAGCACUUAGUUCCUGAAUGGAUUUAGAUGAUCAAACAUUAAAUUGGAUGCAUUAAUGUCAUUAUCCUGUGGGAAGCCCCACUGUGCUAGAAGUCUCGUUUCCAAGUCUGCUUAAUUUGUGGGCAGAAACAAAACUUCCCUCAAUGAGAGGAAAAUGUGAUAGGUAGAAUUAUGACCUGUUUCUCCAAAUGGUGAUAUUGUGAGACAAUCUUGGUUUAAACACCAUUGCUCUGUCCUACAAAAUUGCAAACGCCAUAGAGACUUCUAGCAUAAAUUUCUAAGAAUUUCACCAAACUUCAAAUCCCAGGAUUUCAUAGAAAAGAAGGUUCUCUACAGCACUUUGAUGCCACCUUCUGUCCUAUGAAAUCCCAGGAUUUGCAGUUUGGUGAAUUCUUGGAAAUUUCUGCUAGCAAACCUCCAGCCAGCAAAAGAACUGGCAGAGUGUACAUUUUGUGAACCAAAGUUCCUUAUCCUUCUGGCAUAUUCUUCAUUGUCAGUUUACAUGAUGCCAAGUUGUAUUAGAUCGUGAUGCAUGUUAAAGAAGUUGCAAAAUAUGCUGGCAUUUUUUGACAUGUGUAAGAGUGCUGAAAAUGCUCUGUUAUGAUUUUUUUAAUGCCAAUGUCAUAUUAUUAUAUGAUUAUACCAGAGCAGCAUACAGGCUUCUCAUUAAAGUUGAAGCAUAUUGUAUUGUAAAUAAGAACAAACAAACUAUGUAUGACUCUAUUAUACGCUGACUCUUUAUAAUGGGAAACUUAUCAGAAACUAUCAGAUAUUUUAUUUACCAAACGUUCUUUGUAUUUUAAAUCUGAAUAUUUUAAUAUUUGCCAUUUGUAGUGCUUAUUUUGCAGACCAAAGAAAUUUCACUACUGUUUUUAUAAUGCAAUAAAGGUUAUUGAAGCAUACACUGCUAUAUAGAAUUCUGCUAUUGACACUGUAUACAAAGUCGUGCCAAUUGACAUAACAAACAAGUCACAUUUUAACGCUUACAGGAUAGCUUACUAUAGAGACUCAGUGUCUAUAUUGUAGGAUUAAUGCAAUUUAACACCACUUUCCUACCAUGGCUCAAUGUGAUGGAAUUGCAGGAGUUAUAAUAUUUAGCCACCUGUGCCAAAGAGUGCAGGUGUCUCAAACUACAGAUUCCAUAGCAUUGAGCCAUGUCAGCUAAAAUGGUAUGAAGCUGCACUAACUCUAUAACUAGAGUUGUUAUUGUUUUAUAAAUGUUUAUGUAUUUUGCUGUGCCUUGUGUAUUCUGCAGCACUAUUAUGUGCUUUUGUAAGCAGCUCUGAGUCCCCUUUGGGAGAUGGUGGCGGCGGGAUAUAAAUAAAGUGGUUGCCGUUGUU
Anolis carolinensis (green anole) is the source of this 5358-nucleotide messenger RNA. Its product is annotated as plasma membrane ascorbate-dependent reductase CYBRD1. The transcript is spliced from 4 exons. NCBI's taxonomy places the organism in Eukaryota, Metazoa, Chordata, Lepidosauria, Squamata, Anolidae. Gene Ontology annotation, cellular component: lysosomal membrane. The record is from RefSeq and is a predicted model, not a curated record. Gene Ontology annotation, molecular function: oxidoreductase activity. The coding region runs from base 74 to 916 and encodes 280 amino acids.